This is a messenger RNA of Lymnaea stagnalis (great pond snail), 3057 nucleotides long. Lineage: Eukaryota; Metazoa; Mollusca; Gastropoda; Lymnaeidae. The record is from the annotation of a GenBank genome assembly.
GAGCGACUGCAGUGAGGACAGCGAUGACCUAUCACCCGAACGUGACACUGGACUCAGUGAAACGGUCACUGGGGGUUUACAUUCCAAAAAUAACUUGCAUGUCCUUGACCCAGUUAUGUCACGUAAAGAUGGCUGCUCUUCACCGAGCCAGGGGGACCAUGGUCUCAUGGUUAAGACAGACGGCGCUGGAGGUCAAAAGACAGACAAAGACAGCGGUUGUGGGGAGUGCAGCAAGCGUCAGAAAGAGUUACCCGAAACGUCAAUUUCAUUUGUCUGUCAUCAAAGUUUAUACGAUGACAUGAAAAUUUCAAUCAAGUCUGAAGCUGAUUUGAACUCUGCUCUCGGUGACCAGAAAGACAUACAAGAUAAUUCUUGUGAUUUAGAGUCGGAAAAACAUUUGGCAGGGAAUGAGACGGAGGUGGAUGAAGCCUCAAGAGUUUUCGGAGCUAAGAACUCAGAUAAGGGAAGUGAGAAAGAUCAGAGCCCAGAUGAAGCCCACUCAAAUUUGACCACUUUGAUGGACAAAAAGCCUAGCAGUGAACAGAAGGAAGAUGGUUAUAUCAUGACAUCAGGGAUGAAAUCUUGUAUGGAAAGCUCCUUGAAUGAAACUAAAAACGUUUGGGACACGAAGGUAUCUCUCGAAAACGAGGCUGCCGCCCAAGUGACGCAAAAUAAUUGCGGCCCAGAGAAUGUAGCUAAACAAGUCAAUUAUCAGAAUGGAAAUGGUCAGGUAAGACACCGUCAUCUCAUAGAGUUUGAUGUACCGCCAGAUGUUGAAAUCUUAUCACGUGGCCCAGAACAUGAUUCAGAAUACGGAUCGGAGCCUGACACGUGUGCUCAAUCUUGCAAGAAAAUGUCAUUAAAUGAAAGGAGAACAGAAAAGGAAAUCACAGCAAAUCACUUGCACAAGGACAAAGACACCUCAGAUCCAAGAUACGUAUCAAAGUCAACAUCAUCAGCCAUUUUAUUUCCCACACCAGGAAGUUCCCCACCAGCAUCUGAAGGUGUGACGUUGAAAAAUGCUGAACUUAAAGAUGGUACAAGCUUCACGGCACCGAGAAGUCUGUCCCUGGUGAAUUUGAACAGGCAAUCCCAGGAGUACAAACCUUUGGCCCACUUCUACCUUGAAGGCAAUGAUGAAAGCGUCCUGGAUUUCUCAAACAGACCUGUCAGCACGGACAGCGUCAUGGAUUUCUCAAAGAGAAGCUCCUCGUUUUCGGGCUUUGGUGAAUUUCAACCCAGAGACUCAUCAUCUCAUGACCAGCCAGACGUCACGGGGCCCACGUUGUCAGGUGAUGUGCACGCUCUGAGUGAAAAGCUAAGGAUGCCCGAGCAGAAACGAAGACUUGCGGAACUUUUGCGAGAACCUCUGAAAGAUGGAGCGGGUUUUCCUAUGCACAGUCAAGACAGGUUUGUCCACAAUGCACCGCAUGUGCUAUAUAGUUCCCAGAGGCAUCUUGAGACUGAAAUGUCUCUCAGGAGAAGGGAACUUGGAGACUGUUGCCUUGAUCAAAGUGAGAUGACACAUCCCACAGAGAGGCGUCUUGAGCCUGGAAUGUCUCUCAGAAGAAGUGACCUUGGAGACUGUUGCCCAGAUCAAAGGAAGACGACCUAUCCCACAGAGAUGCAGUUUGAGCUAAACCAAGUAUCAGAUGAGCCCAGUGGUGCCUACAAUAAACUCCAACAGCGUCGACGCAACACAAUGCCUACAAAAUUGUCCAGCGUCUCUUACUCACCAUACAACGUCCCUGGUAGCCCAGGUCAAGGUCACGAUAAUCAUAAAGGUCAUACAAAAAUGACCACAAGCUGGUCAAUGCCAUCCGUUCCUCUACUGGACGUCAGUAGGUCCACUGACAAGCUGUCGUCACGGUCCACCCCGAAUGGGGCUGGUAAUCUAGGCAAUCCAAACGGUUAUCUGUCUUCACCUGCUGGUCAGGCACCGGUCAGCACACAAUACUCGAUGGCAAGUUACGUCAACACUCCUGUAUCUUCGGGUGCCAGUUACAUACAGUCAACCGUGCAACAGAAGAAUGUGUUCAAAACACCUACAUCAUAUUCACUGGCUGGAGGGCUUCCCAAAUUGUAUGAGUCUGUCCCCCUGUCCUCACGUGAUACGGAGGAUGGCCCUAUCGAUAUGUCUUCACCAACAAAAUCUCGACACCAAAUUGUGGGCAAGGACAUAGCCGUAAACCACACGCCAAGUACCGGCCUUACUUCCACCCAAGGUAACCAUUAUGGGGAACCCUUUUACAUGACGGCAACCCACCAGAUCCCUCCACCAAGCCAUCAGAUCCCUCCACCAAGCCAUGACAUCUCCCACACUCUUUCAUCCCACCUUGUCUUGCCACUUCACAACAAGUACGUUCCCAACCGCAGCGCCCCCAACUCCUCCAACCCCCACCCCUAUUUGCCCGGAUCACAAUGCCACCCAUCCCAUCCCAAUUCUGGUCCUGAACCCUCUGCCCGCGACUACCCCCAACGUAAGGAUUUCCUCGCAGCCCAGCGUGCUCACGAGGAUCCGCUCCUCGGUCGUCCCCGCUCGCUCUCUGUCUCCGUCAUCGGUAAGCGUCGCUUGAGCCGAAGCAACAUCCACAAGCUCCUCACGGAACAGCCCGAACACAGUCAUGAGCAGCGACCUCCUUUGUCGCCACUGCGUCAGACAUAUCAUAUACCAUAUCCUCACCUCUAAACCUGGCCACCAGGAUUGUCUCAGUAGUAGCUCAGAUGUCACGGUUCGCUUGCUCGUAUUUUAUUUCUAACCCAUCUCCUCAUCUCUUUGGUCAGAUACACCCUCUCUGGGUUGGGUUCUUGUUUUUCCGUUGGUCUAGCUAGUGAAAACAUUCACCCGUUGCUGUGCUGCAGAGAAGGUGUGCAAUUCUGUUUUGUUUAGAGAUUUCGUUAUGUGACAAGUACCACACGACUUACCCAGUUCAAUGAAUAACUUUAAGAUGUUCAGAGUGUAUUGUGAUAUAUUAUUACUGAUUUUGUGUGUGUGUGUGAAAGGAUAUGGAUAUAUUCUAUCACUUCCUGUGCCAUCUAUAAUGCGGAUUAUGCAGC